GUCCUCUCUAAUUUGAUUUAAACAAUGCAUUAGUACUAUUAAACAAAGAUCAUGAAAGAGUUAAAAAAGAUAUUAACUUUAAUAAAGGAAAUGUAGAAUAUACUAUACUGCAUUGCUUUCUCAAAACCCUAAAUCACUCUGUAAUUGAUCCAAAACCCUAAAUCCACAAAACUAGAUCUUAAUUAUUCUCUAUGGCAGCAAAAUUUCAAAACUUUUUACCUUCACUUUCCCUUCCAACCUCAAAACCGAAACGACGCUUCCAAUCGGUUACUGUUUCAGCCUCCAACUCCUCUCGGCCAUCGAUCUCCGGCCGCAAGCUUCGAGUGGCAGUAAUAGGUGGAGGACCUGCUGGAUCCUCUGCCGCAGAAGCUCUAGCAAGCGGCGGUGUGGAAACCUUCUUAUUCGAGCGGAAUCCACCGUCAACACCGAAGCCAUGCGGCGGAGCAAUCCCUCUCUGUAUGCUGGAAGAGUUCGACAUUCCUCACCACCUUAUCGACCGCCACGUCACACAAAUGCGAAUCUUCUCACCGUCAAACAUCGCCGUCGACUUUGGUAAAACGUUAAAACCCAACGAAUUCAUCGCCAUGCUCCGCCGCGAGGUUCUCGACUCAUUCCUCCGAUCCCGCGCAGUUUCCGCCGGCGCUACACACAUCUCCGGCCUAGUCACCUCCCUCGACCUCCCAACCUUACAAAACUCACCCUACACCAUCAACUACACCACCAAAACCUCACCGCGAAACUCCCUCGCCGUCGAUGUCGUGAUCGGCGCCGACGGAGCCAACAGCCGUGUCGCAAAAUCCAUAAACGCCGGCGAUUACACGUGCGCGAUCGCGUUUCAAGAAAGAAUCAAAUUAUCAGACGAGAAAAUGGCUUACUAUGAAAAUCUCGCCGAGAUGUACAUAGGCGAUGACGUGUCACCUGAUUUUUACGCGUGGGUUUUUCCCAAAUGUGACCACGUGGCAGUGGGAACUGGUACAGUAAAGUCGAAACACGAUAUUAAGCUAUACCAGCGCGCGAUCAGGGAAAGAGCAAUGUCAAAGAUCAACGGUGGAAAAGUGAUUAAAAUCGAAGCCCAUCCGAUUCCGGAGCAUCCACGACCCGUUCGGGUCAGAGGACGCGUGGCACUUGUAGGUGAUGCUGCGGGUUACGUUACGAAGUGUUCGGGUGAGGGUAUUUAUUUUGCUGCUAAAUCAGGUCGAAUGUGUGGACACGGUGUUGUUAAGGCUUCUGAAGGUGGAAUGAAGAUGAUUAACGAGUGUGAUCUUAAGAGGGAGUAUCUUAAAGAAUGGGAUGCAAAGUAUGUUAAUACUUUUAGGUUUUUGGAUUUGUUGCAAAGGGUUUUUUAUGGUAGUAAUGCGUCUAGGGAAGCUUUGGUGGAACUUUGUGGUGAUGAGUAUGUUCAACGGAUGACGUUUGAUAGUUAUUUGUAUAAGACGUUGGCACGUGGGAGAGUGUGUGAUGAUGUUAAGCUUUUCAUGAAUACUAUUGGAUGUUUAAUUAGGUGUAAUGAUGUAGGCACCCAUAUGAAAGGUUUGAUAUUGUAGAGAAUCAUUGUCUCAUGGUUUAGAUUUAUUGACAUUUAUCUAUUAUUUUUUUCGGGUGCUAAGUCUCAAACAAAGUACUUCGAAGUUGAAGAGUGAAAUUCCGCAAGAAGAAUGUAGGUAAAUGUUCU
This is a messenger RNA of Trifolium pratense (red clover), 1672 nucleotides long. RefSeq names its product geranylgeranyl diphosphate reductase, chloroplastic-like. The coding region runs from base 192 to 1544 and encodes 450 amino acids. Lineage: Eukaryota; Viridiplantae; Streptophyta; Magnoliopsida; Fabales; Fabaceae. Gene Ontology annotation, molecular function: FAD binding; oxidoreductase activity, acting on the CH-CH group of donors, NAD or NADP as acceptor. The transcript has a single exon. Gene Ontology annotation, cellular component: chloroplast thylakoid membrane. Gene Ontology annotation, biological process: chlorophyll biosynthetic process; photosynthesis. The record is from RefSeq and is a predicted model, not a curated record.